AUGUUUUCAUCAACACUCCUCGCCAUCGCCAGCGCGGCGCUCGUGUCGGCGCACACAGUCAUCACAUACCCAGGAUGGAGAGGCAACAACCUGAUCACGAACGAGACACACCCAUACGGGAUGCAGUGGAUGUAUCCAUGCGGCGGAAUGCCAACAUCAGAAAAUCGCACAUAUUGGUCCACACAAGGCGGCGCCAUUGCAUUCCAACCGGGCUGGUUUCAGGGCCACGCAACAGCCCUCAUAUACGUCAACCUAGGCUUCGGCAACGAAGGGCCCGAAUUCAACCGAGACCUUAGAGGCCCGCCAAAUAUGAGUUUCCCGAUGGUUCCCCCCUUCCAACUCCUCGGGCCCACCAAGAAUCCCUACCCAGGCACCGUCUGCCUUCCGCAGGUGCCGCUGCCGGUCAACGCGACCGUCAAGGCGGGCGACCUGGCGACGAUCCAGUUGGUCGAGUUGGCGGUCCACGGUGCCGCGCUGUACUCGUGCGUCGACAUCAUCUUUGCCGAGCCCGGUGAUCCACGCAUCCCCAUCGUCAACGAGACCAACUGCUUCAACAGCACCGAAAUCGGCGUCGCGGACGUCUACACGCUCACGCUCCGCGCUUCGGGGCAGGGCAAUACCACCACGAGUGGCGCUGCGCGUGCCUUGCAGCUCGGCGGCAGUGCGCUGGCGCAUUGGGGAUAUCUGCCACUGGUCUUGGGUGGACUUUGGGCGGUAUUAUAA
Messenger RNA from Parathielavia appendiculata, 723 nucleotides. RefSeq lists its product as uncharacterized. Lineage: Eukaryota; Fungi; Ascomycota; Sordariomycetes; Sordariales; Chaetomiaceae. The transcript is spliced from 3 exons. The record is from RefSeq and is a predicted model, not a curated record. The coding region runs from base 1 to 723 and encodes 240 amino acids.